Molecule: messenger RNA, 918 nt
Organism: Erythranthe guttata (spotted monkey flower)
Lineage: Eukaryota; Viridiplantae; Streptophyta; Magnoliopsida; Lamiales; Phrymaceae
Product: serine/arginine-rich SC35-like splicing factor SCL30A
Molecular function (GO): RNA binding
Source: RefSeq, a predicted model, not a curated record
CAAAGAGAAGAUGGUGGUAGAAACUUCUGGAAUGCUAUCGAACCACCAACCUACUUAAAUCGGGAGAAAGAAGAAAGCAGAAACUCCACUUCGUGUAUGCGAUCGAUCGAAGCUACUAUAAGGUGAAAAUUGGGUAGAAAAAUGGGUAGAAGAUACAGCAGAAGUCCGUCGCCAAUUGGUUAUAGAAGGAGAGAUCGAAGCUCAAGCCCAAGGGAUCAUCACUACCGAGAUCUUCCCACCAGCCUUCUCGUCCGCAAUCUUCGCUAUGAUUGCAGGACUGAAGAUCUCCGUGGACCGUUUGGAGAAUUUGGUCCUCUUAAGGAUGUCUACCUGCCCCGUGACUAUUACACAGGGGAGCUGCGUGGUUUUGGUUUUGUGGAGUAUGUUGACCCUGAAGAUGCUGCUGAAGCAAAGUAUGAGAUGGAUGGACAAAUCCUGCUUGGUCGGGAGUUAACCGUAGUAUUUGCUGAGGAAAAUAGAAAGAAACCUUCACAGAUGAGGGCAAGAGAGCGUAGAAGCAGGGAAACGAGUUCUCCCAUUGGUGAUUAUCGAUCACGGCGUUCAUAUUCCAGGAGCCCUGAUUAUUGUUCUCCAUCACCAAGGAGAAGACAUUACUCAAGAUCAAUAUCUCCUGGAAACAGGAGGUACAAGAGAGGAAGGUCUUACUCAAGGUCUCCUCGUAGCGGGAGCUGGAGCCGCAGCAGCAGCCCCUACUGAGUUUGGGUCCAAUCCUCCAUUAUAUUAGAACAGCCAUUAAUGUACUUAGUACUACUAGUUUUCAGAAUGUUACUGCUACUACUGUGUUGAAUUAGUUAUUAUUAUCUUUUAUUUUGAGAAAAUAUUGUGUGUAAUGAAGACAGUAAAUGGUUGAUGUGCUUGUUUUAAUGUAUGAUACGGUAAAAUAGUCUGUUAUGCCUG